Rotaria socialis is the source of this 804-nucleotide messenger RNA. Lineage: Eukaryota; Metazoa; Rotifera; Eurotatoria; Philodinida; Philodinidae. The record is from the annotation of a GenBank genome assembly.
AUGUUGACUCAAAUCCUCUUAGCGUUUUCCUUAAUAUCUAUUAGCUACAGUCAAACUAACUGUCGAACCACAGCAUGGUGGGUUUUAAUGCCAUUUCCAAAAACUAUGUUACAACCAUUUCUUGACCAUUCAAAAGAAAUACUUUCAUUUAACUCAUCAAAUCCAUUGGCAAGUUUCAUGAAAAAUGAUGAACAUCCUGUUUAUUUUGAAUUUAAUCAACAAAAUCAAUGUGAACAAAGUUCACUACCACCAUGGUUAGCUAAUUUGACUGAGCAAACAUUUGUUGAAUUUAAAUUAGAAAUUCCUUAUUUAAUUCGUCAAAAUAAAACUGUGAUGUUAAAACCAUUGGUUUAUCAAAACAGUGCACUCGAUGUGAGUGCGACGCAUCUUGUCUACGGUCUUCCGAGUUAUUUGGCUACUAUGCACGCUGACUUUGACAAUAAUAAAUAUUCCAUUUCGUAUAAACAAGGAUUGGUAGAAGUUUCAUUUGAACCUUUAACGCCUAGUCUUUUGCCAUUUGGUUCACCAGAAACAACGAAUUUUUCAUCAUUUGUCGAUGCUAAUAUUUCGCCUUGGCUUGCUUUUCCUCCAGUUUCAAUUUUCAGUCAUACAAAAUGUGCUUCAAAUCUUUAUAAAUUCUCACAACCAGCUCAUAUUCGACCAGUUAAAAUGACAUUAAAUAUUAGGGGUGAUAUAUUUCAGAGUAUACCCUCUGGAAUCUAUACUAAUAUAGGAGAUCGACCAUUAGGUGCUUGGCAAAUCGAUGUGCAAACAACAAUUACAUCAACAUAUCAAUGUCCUUAA